ACAUUAAAUUAACCAGUCAUUUCAUCUAUACACUUCUAAUGAUAUAGAUAACAUAGAUCAAGAUACGUACAAAAUCAAUACAUUGAAUUACCCCGUUAACAUCUUUAUCGUACGGUUGAUUAAACAUCAUCAUACUUUUAUAAAUCGAAAAAUUGUUUAUGAAAAAUUAGAAAUAUAUAAUUAUGAAAGAAUAAUGAAGUUUUAACUUUUAAAUUAAGAAAAACACGAUUUUAUUGUUAAUAUCUAUACAUAUGCCUAUAGAUAGCAAAUAUGACAUACAUGUGGAAGCACACAUGCAUGCUUCUUAAUAUUAACGACAACUUAAACUACAAUGCUGCCAUAGAAUCUUUACACACACAAAAACUCAAAGGUCUAAUUGUGAUUAAUAUAAAACGUAAGGUUAAGACUGAAAACAGAAUCAAACAACAAGGAUGAAAAGUGGAAUUAAACCAAAUUAUUCUUAAGGUUAGUGCAAAGCUUUACAGCCUAUAAAUAAACCCUUUUAGGGUUACGUUUUGUUAAGAAAAAAAGAAGACAUAUUUUCUUUAGAAGAAAUGACCAAAAGAAGAGUGGUGUUGAAAAGGGAAGAACCACUACCACCACCACCGCCACCGGCACAACCGGAUUCCGCUAAUUCAUCAAACUUGGGUAGGGUUCAUGUGAGAUAUGGUGAGUGUCAAAGAAACCAUGCAGCCAACGUCGGUGGGUAUGCUGUCGAUGGGUGUCGGGAAUUCAUGGCGGUGAAUGAGGCUGAGGAGGGCACCGAGGCUUCACUUACAUGUGCCGCAUGCGGCUGCCACCGCAACUUCCAUAGAAGGGUGGUGGAGACUGAAGAAGCUGCUGCUUCCUACAGUGAUUGUGAGUGAAAAUAAGAACCUCAAGCACAAGUAUGUUUAUGAAACACACACUCUAUUUAUACAAAAAAAUGUGUGUGGUUUGUUUGUCUUGUUGUGUGUGUUUAUGUUUUGUCUUUUAGUGUGUGUAAAUGAGAGUUGGGUAAGCUAUUGUAAAAUUAGGUCAAUCUAUCCAUCUUUGAUCUUGUCUGGAUCUUUUUUGGUUUGACUUUAGCUUGUGUAUAUGAAGCUUCCUAAGUAAAAUUAUAUAGUAAUUUGAGUUGUGUUC
This is a messenger RNA of Helianthus annuus (common sunflower), 1122 nucleotides long. Its product is annotated as mini zinc finger protein 2. Gene Ontology annotation, cellular component: nucleus. Gene Ontology annotation, biological process: regulation of developmental process; regulation of DNA-templated transcription. Bases 555 to 866 code for a protein of 103 amino acids. Gene Ontology annotation, molecular function: transcription cis-regulatory region binding; DNA-binding transcription factor activity. The record is from RefSeq and is a predicted model, not a curated record. NCBI's taxonomy places the organism in Eukaryota, Viridiplantae, Streptophyta, Magnoliopsida, Asterales, Asteraceae. The transcript has a single exon.